AAUUUAAAAUGCCUGAGUAUGUUAUCAGUGGUAUCCCCGUCAACUUUCCGUUCGAACCGUAUCAGGUACAGAGGGAUUAUAUGGCAAAAGUGAUCGAGUGUUUACAAAACAGUACCAAUGGAGUGCUCGAAUCACCAACUGGAACCGGUAAAACGUUGAGCUUGUUGUGCUCAUCCCUUGCAUGGAUUUUGUACAAAAAAGCUCAGGUGCAAGCCAAUAUGCGAACUAAUAUUACUGAUCUAAAGGAAUUCGAACUGACGAAAAAGAAUAAGCUUGGGGGAGCGCCGAACAGCAAACCGGAUGACAUGUCGGAGUUGUUGGACCAGCUGAAUGACGGUGCGGGAUCAGAGGGAGCUAAAUGGGGAGUACCAAAAAUAAUUUACGCCUCACGCACCCAUUCGCAGCUUACCCAAGCCAUGCAGGAAAUGAAGAAUAGUAGUUACAACUUUUUACGCGCAAUUAUACUCGGUUCACGAGAUCAGCUGUGUAUUCAUCCCGAAGUUUCGAAAGAGGAAGGAAAUGCCGUAAAGACAAACCUCUGUAAAGCGAAGAUACAAUCCCGAACCUGUUCGUUUUAUAGUAGAGUUGAAAGCUGCAAGGAGCGUCCGGAGAUAGUGAAAAGUACUAUUCUGGAUAUCGAAGAUUUGGUUACAACCGGAACUAAAGUUAAAGCUUGUCCGUUUUAUCUAUCUAAAGAGUUGGUUGAAAAUGCCGAUAUACUUUUUAUGCCGUAUAACUAUCUUUUGGAUCCGAAAGCACGCAAAGCCAAUAAUCUGCAGUUAUCAAAUACGGUAAUAAUCCUUGAUGAGGCGCACAAUGUGGAAAAGAUGUGCGAAGAAACUACCUCAACGCAGAUCCGAUCUUCGGACAUUGCGCUGUGCAUUGAUGACAUCACGUCGAUUAUGAGUGUCAUGGACCACUCGAUUGCCAUCCCGGAAGACGACGAAGGAAAAAAAGAUUUCACCAUCGACGAUUUGGCUCUGCUCAAAGAAAUGAUGCUUGCCCUGGAGAAGGCUGUGGACGAGAUACCGAUUAUGUUUUCGCAAGGUGGAAAUACAUUCCCUGGAACGUAUAUUUUUGAUGUUCUAAAUAAAGCUAACAUUAAGGAGGGAAACUAUCACAUUAUCGCCCAGUUGCUGGAGAAUAUUAUACAGUACAUCGCAACGAUAACCGAAAAAAAUAACUUUGUUCGCCGUGGAGGUGGUCUGCAAAUGUUGGCCGAAUCGCUGUCUAUUAUUUUCGCGGGCAGUGGGACUGAAUAUCGGAAUUCGAUUGCCAAAUGCUAUAAAGUGCACAUUGAUUUCGAAGAACAGAAGAAAACCCGCGGAAACGUUCGGCAGGCCGACGGUUGGACCGCUACGAAGCAGCAGGUACAGACAGUAAAGGCGAACGCAAAAAUAGUAAGCUUCUGGUGUUUCAAUCCAGGCUUCGGUAUGAGACAACUGCUUGGUCAUCACGUGAGGAGUAUAAUUCUUACAAGUGGCACUUUGGCUCCCUUGAAACCUCUGAUAAGUGAAUUGGAUAUUCCGAUUUCUGUAAGGCUUGAAAAUCCUCACAUAAUAGAUGGCAGUCAAGUGUACGUUAAAAUCGUUGCCCAAGGACCAGACAAAGAAAGCUUAAACUCCAGUUAUGCCAAUCGGGACAAUCCAAAGUAUAUUCAGAGUCUAGGACGCACAAUUCUCUCCUUCUGUCCUAUCAUACCGGGUGGUUUGCUCGUGUUCUUCCCAUCGUAUCCAGUACUGAACAAAUGUCAAGAAUCGUGGCAAGAGUCGGGCAUUUGGGCUCAAAUAAGUCGCACAAAACCAAUCUUUGUGGAGCCUCGUGGAAAGGAACAAUUUCUCAAUGCAAUGAUGGAGUACUAUCAGCGAAUUAACGAACCGGGCGGUAAAGGGGCAGUGUUUAUGGCCGUUUGUCGCGGGAAAGUAUCGGAAGGUCUAGACUUUGCCGAUAUGAACGGUCGGGCGGUAAUUAUCACUGGACUCCCGUUUCCUCCCCUAAAGGAUUCCCGAAUAGUGCUGAAGAAAAAGUAUCUGGAAGAGGUGCGGAAUCGAGAGAAUGAAAUCAUCUCCGGUGACGAAUGGUAUUCCCUGGAGGCAUCCCGUGCCGUCAACCAAGCCAUCGGGCGAGUAAUUCGACACAAAAACGAUUACGGCGCCAUUCUGUUGUGCGAUAAUCGCUUCCACAAUCCUCGCCAAAAAGCUCAGCUUUCGGCUUGGAUCCAGCGCCAUCUCCACUUUGCUCAGCAACCCACAUUCGGUCCGAUAAUCGGCGAACUAUCGAAGUUCUUCCGCAAUGCAGAAAAAAAUCUUCCCCAAGCAAAAUUGAUCCGAUCGUUAGCACCAAUUCUACCGACAGAACCACCUGUGACGGCUGCUGGCCCUAAUUUAAAUAGUUUGACAGUGAAUCCGGAAACGAAAAAGAAAUUAGACGACAUCAAAAGCAAUUUUCACGAAAUAGAAACCUCCAAUCAGGUGUCUUCUUUUAAGAUUUCCGACUAUCAACGCGACAAUUCUCUAGUUGAAAACAAACCGGCGGAUUUUUUCGGCCGUCUUAACACUCAGGUUAAAUCGAUCGAUUUUAAUGAUAUGAGCUCAUAUGCGGAACGCAGUUCUUCUCAAGAUUCCUUGCUAAAGCGUGAACGGUCACCCCUGGUUGGAGUUAGUCAGCCGGUAUCGCUCAGUUCAACGAUACAAAAAAGACGAAAACUAGUUCUUGUUCCACAAGCAACGAUUAGCCUGGUCGAUACCGACGACGAUGAGGACAGUAAAAAGGACGAUCGCACUCGACAGGCCCCAGAGGAUCGAGUUGAAUUGCUAAAGGAGAUUAAAUCGUCCAUCAGCAUGGCCAAGUACAAACUUUUUCUGACGUCCCUAACAAACUAUAAGAACGACAAAAGGUUCGAUACGCUGAUACACGGAAUACUGGAAGCAUUUGACAGACCGGAACUGUACUAUUUACUUCGAGCUAUGCGUCGGUUUAUAAGGGCAGAGCAUGAGAAUGAAUUCGAUAGAAAAAUUAAGGAAGUUUGCGGUUAAGUUCGGCAUUUACUAGCAGUUUUAGUACUGAAC
Messenger RNA from Sabethes cyaneus, 3068 nucleotides. RefSeq names its product regulator of telomere elongation helicase 1 homolog (gene Rtel1). The transcript is spliced from 4 exons. The coding region runs from base 9 to 3035 and encodes 1008 amino acids. The record is from RefSeq and is a predicted model, not a curated record. Gene Ontology annotation, molecular function: DNA polymerase binding; ATP binding; DNA binding. Gene Ontology annotation, cellular component: nucleus. Lineage: Eukaryota; Metazoa; Arthropoda; Insecta; Diptera; Culicidae. Gene Ontology annotation, biological process: negative regulation of DNA recombination; telomeric loop disassembly; regulation of double-strand break repair via homologous recombination.